AGACAAAAUGGAUCUGUUGAUUUUUAUAGAUACUGGGCUGACUAUGAGAAUGGAUUUGGUGACCUUACUGGUGAGUUUUGGUUAGGAUUGAGCAAGAUUCAUCGUCUUACUAAAGAAGGAUCAAACACACUAAGAGUGGACCUGGGAGACUUUGAGGGGAAGACAGCUUACGCUACCUACUCUACAUUUAAUAUUAGUAAUGGUAGUACUGAAUAUAUACUAACAGUAGGGGGAUACUCUGGUACUGCUGGAGAUAGUCUGUGGUGGCAUAAUGGAAGGAGAUUCAGUACAAGAGAUAGUGAUAAUGAUGCAUGGUCAAAUAACUGUGCUCAGUUCUACACUGGUGCCUGGUGGUAUAGAAGCUGCUAUGAUUCAAAUCUUAAUGGUCAUUACUUUAAUACUUCAACUAAUAAUGAAGAAGGAAUUAAGUGGUAUGGUUGGAAAUCUACUACUCUCAAGUUCAUAGAGAUGAAAACUCAUCGUAACAAUAAAUACUGUCCCCCACACACAUAAGUGUGUUUACAUUGUGCUGAU
This is a messenger RNA of Amphimedon queenslandica, 534 nucleotides long. Its product is annotated as fibrinogen C domain-containing protein 1-like. The annotation marks the transcript as partial. The record is from RefSeq and is a predicted model, not a curated record. The transcript has a single exon. NCBI's taxonomy places the organism in Eukaryota, Metazoa, Porifera, Demospongiae, Haplosclerida, Niphatidae.